Lactuca virosa is the source of this 1380-nucleotide messenger RNA. The record is from the annotation of a GenBank genome assembly. Lineage: Eukaryota; Viridiplantae; Streptophyta; Magnoliopsida; Asterales; Asteraceae.
AUGUUGGGUUCAUCUUCUUGUUCACAUCAUCAUCGUCAUCAAGAACAACAUCAGGAAGAAGUUCAUUUACAAGCAGAUCUAUCCCGACCGCAACCACCAGAAAUGGUCGAACAUUUACGGCAGCACCACAACCAGGAGAUCCAACAAGUUCACCAUCAAGAAGUUGAGAUGAUGAGCAGGUUGAGUAGUUACAACCCACCAUCAGUCUACUUGCGUCAUCUCCUCUUAAGCUGUGCCCACUCCAUUUCCCGCUCUGACUACACCGCCGCCCACCGUAUUACCACCAUCCUCUCCUCCAAUUCUUCCCCUUACGGCGAUUCAUCUGAAAGAUUAAUCCACUCUUUCACUAAAGCCCUCUCCUUACGCCUUCUUCUCCACCUUCAACCACUACCGCCUACACCUAGUAGCAUUCGCUCUAGUUACUCCUUUAAUUACCUUGAUGAAAAUGAUGAUGCUAUUCUUCAGUCAUCAUAUUUGUCGCUGAAUCAAAUAACACCCUUUAUUAGAUUUAGUCAGCUCACUGCUAAUCAAGCAAUCUUGGAUGCUAUCGAUCAAACCCAUUGUCUUCAACAACAACAUCCUCAUGACAUUCAUAUACUCGAUUUUGACAUCAUGCACGGUGUCCAAUGGCCGCCUUUAAUGCAAGCCAUCGUCGACCGCCACCAGCCACCAACCCUCCGCAUCACAGCCACAGGUACUAACCUUGAUAUCCUCCAUAGAACGGGAAACCGUCUCUCCAAAUUCGCCCAGUCACUCGGCCUUAGAUUUCGAUUCUUUCCCCUCCUACUGCCUCAAACAAACAUCAACCACACAGUCGACGAUGUAAUCGACCAUCUAUCCGCGGUUCACCUCCUCCCAAACGAAAUCCUAGCCGUCAAUUGCGUCCUCUACCUCCACCGUUUCCUAAUAGACCGAGAGAAACUCUGCUUGUUAUUAAGAAAGAUCAAAGCCAUGAACCCUAAAGUGGUUACUUUAGCGGAAAAAGAAGCAAACCACAACCAUCCAAUAUUUAUAUCAAGAUUCGAGGAGGCUUUGAACUAUUAUUCCGCCAUCUAUGACUCACUGGAGGCAACACUACCUCCUAACAGCCGGGAAAGGAUGGAGGUGGAGCAGGUAUGGUUUGGCAGAGAGAUUACCGAUAUAGUGGCGACGGAGGGAGAGAAAAGAAGAGAGAGACACGAGAGAUUCCUAUCAUGGGAGAUGAUAAUGAGGAUCGCUGGAUUCCAGAACAUUGCGUUAAGCCCAUUUGCUCUUUCACAAGCCAAGCUGCUUUUGCGACUUCAUUACCCUUCUGAAGGUUACAAUCUUGAGGUUGUAAAUGAUUCUUUCUUCUUGGGUUGGCAAAAGCAACCCCUUUUCUCUGUUUCAUCUUGGCAUUAA